Messenger RNA from Drosophila miranda, 1992 nucleotides. It is a transcript of the gene nmdyn-D6, whose product is annotated as nucleoside diphosphate kinase 6. Gene Ontology annotation, biological process: negative regulation of oxidative stress-induced intrinsic apoptotic signaling pathway; GTP biosynthetic process; UTP biosynthetic process. Gene Ontology annotation, molecular function: nucleoside diphosphate kinase activity. NCBI's taxonomy places the organism in Eukaryota, Metazoa, Arthropoda, Insecta, Diptera, Drosophilidae. Bases 181 to 639 code for a protein of 152 amino acids. The record is from RefSeq and is a predicted model, not a curated record. The transcript is spliced from 2 exons.
AAUUAACAAAAAGGAAACAAAAAUACAUAUGACGUGCAAUAUUAAUAGCCACAAAACAUUUUCUCAAAUUAAAAGCAAAUAACUAAAACAUUAUCAAUAGAAAUAUCGAUAUGAAUUCAAACAACAACAAAAUUACAUCAAAGCCGGCAAUUUUUAUAAAAUAUCAAGAAAGUUAACAAUAUGACCGAAAUAACGUUGGCCGUGAUCAAGCCGCAUGUACUGCGCAACACAUACGCCCUGCAGCAGAUCAAAUCCCUGAUCGAACAGAACUUUCGAGUGCUCGACCAGAAGGAGGUCCACAUUACGAAAGACCUAUCGGAUCGUUUCUAUGCGGAGCACCAGGGCAAGUUCUUCUACCACCGCCUGACCAGCUUCAUGAACAGCGGCCCCUGCCAUGCACUCAUACUGCAGUCGGAGGGCUCCAUUCAGAAGUGGCGUCGCCUGAUGGGACCCACCAAAGUGUUCAGGGCCGUCUAUACCGAACCGCAGUGCAUACGUGCGCUCUAUGGCCUCUCCGACACACGCAAUGCCUGCCAUGGAUCGGACAGCGAGGCCUCGGCCCUGCGGGAGAUUGGCAUCCUGUUUCCGGAGUUCGAUGUGCUGGCCACUGCUGACCGCCAGGCCAAAAAGGAGACGUAGUAGGGUCGUUACACUAGUCAUUUAUUAGCCAAAAGUUUGGCCCAGCCUUUUUGUAAUUAUAAGACACCAUUUGUGAAUGUUUGGAGAGCCCUUAAGUGCUGGCUUUUGUUGCAUUUUCGGUCGGCAUUGCUGCACUGCUGUAGAAUGGAACUCCCACGUGCUCCCACGUGGCAAGUACCUCUGCUCAAUCGAGAGCCGUACAGUGGCUGAUUAGCCGUAGGACUGCUGACAUUCUAAUCUCAGAAUCGAGCUGUAACUUGUCCAAGUAGAGUACCGGACCGGACCGGACCGGACCCGAUCGAGUAUUCGUAACCCAGUGCAGUGCCUCUACCAUUGUAUUUUCUGUUUUAAAAACUUUAUUUCAUUAAUUUCUGGUUUUACAUAAUACAAUUCUUUACUCAUUUAUGUUCUAUGUGGUAGGUACAUGUAUAGAUAGAGAUUUUCGAUUUGUUUCUGGUUACCGAUUUAUCUCCGUUGUAAAUAGUUUUGUAAUUGUAAUAAAAAUUAUAAAAUUUAUAAACUUAACAAAUUAUACAAAUAUCUACUCGUAUUUGUGAGUGUGUGUCUGUGUGUUUAGCUGUAGUUUCCCUAUAUAAAGAUAUAGAUAUAUAGUAGGUAUAUAUAUGUUUGUAUUGUAUAUCGGUUCAGACAAUUGAUAGAGAAGCAUCGCCAAGAAAUGGAAAACAGAAACCGAGAAAAAAAUCAAACAUUGUAAAUUCAUUUUGUGGGUGCGAGCGAGACCACACACCCGUGGCAUCUGUCUGUCUGUCUUUUUCUAACUCGUGCGCGUGGGCACAAAAAAAAACUAUAAAAAAAUCACUGAAAGGUAUUUAAAAAAAAGGAGAUUUAAUCAUCUAAACAUUUAGUUUUUAGCUCUGAAGACAACAAUUUCUCAAAGCUCUACAGACGAUGAAUAAAAAAAAAUAAAAAAUAAAAAUAUGCUGGAUAGAUUCGUAAACAAUAACCAACAAUAUUAAUAAUGUAAGUUUUUUGCUUCGUUUUGUUUUGUUUUGGUAUCUUUUUUUGCUAUUUUUUUGUUUUUGUAUUUUUUCUCAUUGCUUCCCUAGCGAUCCCUACGUUUUGUUUUUCUAUCAAUUAGAAAUCUUUAAUGCCUAUUUUGCAGUCCUACAAUUUUCACAAUUCGCACACGCGUCUCGUCUCCUUCUUCCAGUAUGAAACGUUCCUUUCGUUAUUUUGGUUUUUUUAUUUUUUAUUUUUAUUUUGUUGUUGCAUUUUCUGGUUUUUCUUCCUAUUUGUUUAUCCUUAAGUUCCCCACAUACAUAUACACAUAUAUAUUGCUAUUCCAAACAGAUCUCUAGAUCGUUCAACUUGUAUAUAACUCGAAAAAAAAAA